Molecule: messenger RNA, 2692 nt
Organism: Synchiropus splendidus (mandarinfish)
Lineage: Eukaryota; Metazoa; Chordata; Actinopteri; Syngnathiformes; Callionymidae
Gene: ldb2a
Product: LIM domain binding 2a
Exons: 9
Coding region: 52-1257 (401 amino acids)
Biological process (GO): nervous system development; positive regulation of transcription by RNA polymerase II; negative regulation of transcription by RNA polymerase II
Cellular component (GO): nucleus; transcription regulator complex
Molecular function (GO): LIM domain binding
Source: RefSeq, a predicted model, not a curated record
CCUCGCAGCGGCUGCUUCCACCGGGGGUCUUCAGGAGAGACCCGCACCUCCAUGUGCGCCGCUGCCUCGCCUCCAGGAUCCACCAUGUCCAACCCGACCCACGACCCCUUCUACUCGUCCCCGUUCGGACCCUUCUACCGGAGACACUCGCCCUACAUGGUCCAGCCGGAGUACCGGAUCUACGAGAUGAACAAGCGGCUGCAGGCGCGCACCGAGGAGAGCGACAGUCUGUGGUGGGAUGCCUUCGCCACCGAGUUCUUUGAGGAGGACGCGUCGCUCACGCUCUCCUUCUGCCUGGAGGACGGACCAAAGAGAUACACCAUCGGACGGACGCUGAUCCCCCGAUACUUCAGCACGGUGUUCGAGGGCGGGGUCACCGAGCUCCACUACAUCCUCAAACACUCCAAAGAGUCCUUCCACAACUCCUGCAUCACCCUGGACUGCGACCAGUGCACCAUGGUCACGCAGCACGGCAAGCCCAUGUUUACCAAGGUCUGCACUGAAGGUCGUCUCAUUCUGGAGUUCGCCUUCGACGACCUGAUGAGGAUCAAGACGUGGCACUUCACCAUCCGGCAGUACCGGGAGCUCAUCCCUCGCAGCAUCCUGGCCAUGCACGCGCAGGACCCGCAAGUGCUGGAGCAGCUCUCUAAAAACAUCACACGCAUGGGACUGACCAACUUCACCCUCAACUACCUCAGGUUGUGCGUCAUCCUGGAGCCGAUGCAGGAGCUGAUGUCCAGACACAAGACCUACAAUCUCAGCCCCCGAGACUGUCUGAAAACCUGCCUGUUCCAGAAGUGGCAGAGGAUGGUGGCGCCACCAGCUGGACACCCGCAGAGCUUCAAGACGGAGAUAUUCCCCACCAAUCACAAAAAAGGUCGCGCCAAAGCUGAGCCCGCCCGACAGACCACCACCAAGAGGAGGAAACGGAAGAACUCGGCCAGCAGCGCCAACAGCAGCGUCGGCACCGCCGCUGGGAAGAAACGCAGCCCGGCCACCAACUUCAGCCUCUCCAGCCAGGUACCUGACGUGAUGGUGGUCGGCGAGCCGACGUUGAUGGGUGGAGAGUUCGGUGACGAGGACGAGCGUCUGAUCACGCGCCUGGAGAACACGCAGUACGACGCCACCAACGGACUGGACGACGAGGACGACUUCAGCAGCUCCCCGGCUCUGGGCAACAGCGCCCCCUGGGGUGGUAAACCGCCCAGCGUGCAGGACAGCAAGGCGGAGGGCACGGCGCCGCAGCCCUCGCAGUAGAACUUCUCGCCAAUCCUCCAGAACCUCCGAACUCUGGCAGCAAUAUCCCACGGACGCUCUCUGGUCUGUGAUUUCAGAACCAUUUUUGUCUGAGAAGGUUCUGGAUCUUCCAGCCGGACUCACGGACAGAACUGUGAUCGGUCGGUCAUGGCGGCGGAGAGACGGCAAAGAGAAUCGCGUGGUGGCUGAGUCCACCUCUCAUAUCUGAGUCCAUUUCCAAGCGUUUCUUUGACCACCGUUUGUUUGUGUUUGUUGUUUCCUGUUGUUAUUCUUGCUGCAGCUCGUCCACACGCACCAGACUCAAGUUUGACUGAAACACAGAAGUCCAGCUUUGCUUUGGUUACUCACGCAGGGAACUCCCUGAGAACUCUGGUUUCUUCCCCACAGAUGUAUGACCAUGUGGUGGGAGUGUUCCACCUCAGCUCUGACGUGCUUCACUCUGCUGGUUUGUACCCCCUCUUCACUCCUGACAAGUGCGACGCUCCACUCCAGACCAAAAGUGUAGAGGCUCGUCCUCUGUCGCCCCCUGCGGGUCUGACUGACAAUAACCACUUGAUAGCACAGAUCCCCUCCACACAGUUUGAAUCCUUCGGUGACGGAGUUGUGGACCUCUGAGACGUUCCAGAGCCAGAAUGUAGAAGUCCUCUCCUCAGCAGGAGAAACCUAGUCACAACCCUGCUCAUGUGAAGACGCUCUCUACUCUGAGUCUCUGUUGGAAUUUGGGAUCAGGCUCCCUUCAAAAGAAAACAGAGCCAGUGGCUGGAAGUGGACAUGUCAGUGUCCCGUCACUCGAGGUCUCCAGCAGAGACCUCAGCAGAACCAGACGUGCGUGUGCGCUCAGUCCUCAUGUGACUUGACCACUCUGACUGUAGGUUUUUUUUAAUCGUCCCUUUAAAGAACUUUCUUUCCUGCAUGAUUUUGUAGUUUCUUUUUCAUCCAGUGUUCUUUGUAAGAACCGCCGACUGGGCUUCAGCGGGUUUGUAGCUUUGUACAUAACGGUGGAAUCUAUUUUGUGGCUGUGAACGUUCCGGCGCUGGUCCGGGCGCGGCUGCUUUUCUACGGAGCUUUUCCAUGUCUGUCGGAAGAAGAACAGGCCCCGUCCUCUCUAGCUAGUGCAGAACCAAAGCCACUCGGUCGACAGGCGUCUUCAUCUCUCUCGAACUCUCAGAGCGCUGAAAUCACGGCACACAGAGGCGGCGCUCCGGCCUUCGUGCUGUUCCGGAUCCAUGUGUUGGACUCUACCUUGGGGGCGGGCCGGCAGGUGUUUCGGCCGACACCCUGAUCUUCUGAGUAUUUAUUUGUGCGUUUGUGACGGCGCUCUGCCGGAGGCCGCGUUCUCCUUAGAUCCAUUUGUACAUGACAUAGCCGAGUGUUCUGUGUCCACUGAUGUCUGGUAUGUAUGCUUUACCAUUAUGUGUGCCAAUAAACCGUGAUA